Diabrotica virgifera virgifera (western corn rootworm) is the source of this 896-nucleotide messenger RNA. RefSeq lists its product as uncharacterized. The transcript has 2 exons. The record is from RefSeq and is a predicted model, not a curated record. The coding region runs from base 26 to 859 and encodes 277 amino acids. Lineage: Eukaryota; Metazoa; Arthropoda; Insecta; Coleoptera; Chrysomelidae.
UGUCACACUCCAGUUACCAGUAAAGAUGUCAACAAUGACUCGAAUAAUAAUAUCUGUUACUAUUAUCUCAGUGGUGGCCAAUUCGGUUUCCGGAUUUGGUCCUUUUGAUUUCGAUUCACACAGCAACUACCAUCCCAAGUAUCUAAACGAUUAUCAGUUUAAAGGCCUCUUCAAACCACAUUUUGGCGGUUCAUCUGUUGGUGAAGACAGCUUCAGUAAGGGAAGUAAAGGUUUGAGUGGAAACCAGUUCGUUGCGCAGCAUGGUGUAGCUGGAGAAGAUAUUAAACACGGAGAUUCCGGUGUUUACAAAGGAGAAGGUGCUUUGAAGGGUUUGAAAGGUGAAUCUGAGUAUUAUUUUGACAGCGAUGGCGUAAAGAAGGAACACAACGAUGGGAAAGAGUACUAUGGAGGACAUCAUUUUGGAAAUGAAGCUAAAUCAGAAGACGAAAAGGCUAUUAAACAAGGUCACCGAAAGGGCCAUAAAGUUACAGGAUUCUCGACCUCUCACCAUAACGACGAAACGGGAAAAACUGAAGAAUAUUACGACGAAGCCCAUGAUGAAGCAGGCAGUGAAGCUUUCGAAGGAAAAUCUGGGGGUUUCGGAGAAGCUGGAAAGUCUGCUUUCAAAGGAGAACACCACGAUGGGGGAUUUAAAGGGGAAGAGGUGAAGAAGGGAGUACAUUUCGAUAAAGGAUCUGGUGUUCAUGAAGUCAGUAAAGAUGAAAAGCAUUUUGGAGAGGCUAAGUUUGGAGGAAACGAUAAGACUUUUUCUGAACAUAAAGUACUUGACAAUGGAGGGCUCAGUGAAUAUAGUGAAUCUGAUAAAUAUGUAAGACAUCAUCCAGAAUUUUAUAUUUAAUGUACUAUAGUAAAUAAAUUUAUUAAUUACGAUUGUA